AUCAUAGAGUUAGGCUCGCUUCAGAAAGGGAGCGGAAAUGUUCUUCCCCGGAUGGUUUAGUGAGUCGGGUCGCCAGUGCUAGAGCGGCAGGAACGAGAGAUUGGUGUGAAUAGCAGAAAAGGCAGCCAUGGGUCGCAAGAAAGUUUAUCGCCCGAUUGCGGCCAUGGCCAAGAAGAUCCGCGAGUAUCGGGCCCUGAAGAACAGGCCUCGAGACUCUCAGCGCUAUGCAGUGGACUAUGAGACAAUGACCAGAGCUUUCACAGGCAAACGUCUUCCCGUCCUGGCCUGGGAGGAUGUGAGGAAUGAGAACCGACUUUUUACCCUGCUCAGCCGGCUGCACCUCUUUGGAGUUGGGCGUAUGGUCACACGCAAAUCCUGGAUAUGGCAGUAUGAUGAACCUUGUUAUUGGGUCAUCACCAAAGUGAGGGUGGAUUACACAGCCGAGAAUAUGGAUCAUGGAAAAGCAUGGGGGUACUUGACAUUUCGAGGCAAAACAGAAAGUGAUGUGAAAGAAAUUGAGAAGGUCAUGUAUCACGACUGGCGCAUGGUACCAAAGCACGAGGAGGAGGCCUUUAAGAAAUUUACACCAGUGGAGGUGGAAACCAUUCGCUACGUCCUCUACCCACCGCUCCUACGGGCCAUGGUCCUGGCUCAGAGGCAGAAGGAGGGGAUCCUGAGCGCAGAUGAGCCCAUGCUUGAUCUGAAACGAAAAGCUUUCUUCCGAAGUGAAUACUUUGCAAAUUCUGAACAGCAAGCAAAUUCUGAGCAGCAAGUUGAAGGGACACCAGUGUGAGGACCUUACAGAGCUUUCUUCGUUCUUCCUAGUUCUUUAUAUUUAUUUUUGAUUUUAGGAAAAUUACACUUGGAGGGCAUUUGGAUAUCUUUAAUUUAGAAUAGAUUGUAAUAAAUGUCAGAGUUCAGAAAUGUUCCUCACUGCAUUUAUUCUUUGAAUUAUCCCUUUUCGACCCUCUCUGUACCUUGCCAGAUGGGACAAUCCACACAUACAGGCCAGCGCCCCAUCUCUAAUUCCCCAAUGCCAGGCAUAUUUACUUUGAAGUAAGACCCAUUGAUUUCAGUGGCACUUACCUCUAGAGUAGGCAAUCAUUGUUCCAAUUAUAACUCAAUUUCAAGGGACAUCAUUUUGUUUCCAGCAUCUUAAUGAUCAGUAGUUUUGCAGCUGC
Molecule: messenger RNA, 1181 nt
Organism: Rhineura floridana
Lineage: Eukaryota; Metazoa; Chordata; Lepidosauria; Squamata; Rhineuridae
Gene: MRPS34
Product: mitochondrial ribosomal protein S34
Exons: 4
Coding region: 128-793 (221 amino acids)
Biological process (GO): mitochondrial translation
Cellular component (GO): mitochondrial small ribosomal subunit; mitochondrion
Molecular function (GO): structural constituent of ribosome
Source: RefSeq, a predicted model, not a curated record